Messenger RNA from Cuscuta campestris, 2899 nucleotides. The record is from the annotation of a GenBank genome assembly. NCBI's taxonomy places the organism in Eukaryota, Viridiplantae, Streptophyta, Magnoliopsida, Solanales, Convolvulaceae.
AGGCAUAUAUCCAUGGCUUCAAGUUUCCGCCAAGAUCGGUUCUGUGUCCGAAGCCACCCAUUUCGCACAAGGUUUGGCUUGUAUGGCGAUGGAGCUUCAAUUUCUCUCACCUCUGCCGCAAUCCCACUACCUACGCUGUGGAAAAAAUGCCGGCGCGUCCAAGCUGGUUCCUUCCGCUCCUUCCUACCGCCGUGAAAGAGCGAUUUGUUGUCUGAGAAGCUUGGGUGGAGUUGAUGAGAAAUUAUACUGCGGAUAUGGAAAUUUUACUCAGAAAAGUUCAAGUGUCAAUCGCGGACCUAGGGUUGUGGAUGCAGCUACAGUCGAUGCUUCUGUUGGUGUACAGACUGAAGCAGAAGUAUGGAAGUAUCUCUUCCGAACCGAUGCCGGUGGUCUAGUGAAGGUGUGUGUUAAUUAUACGAGGAAUGUCAUGUAUGGAGUUCAGAUUGAGGCUUUACCAUCAGAGUUUGGUAAUGGACAAGGGGAGGUAGUUAUGGUUUGGGGAUUGUUUAGAUCUGAUGCCAAGUCUUUUAUGUCUUUGGGCUCAACAAUUUCUGGGAAUUGUGAUGCUCAGAAUACUGUGGAAACAGUGAUUCAAACGAAACCAUCUGGCAAGCUUGAAGUUGAGCUAAAUUUUGAACCGAGUUUAGCUCCUUUCUACUUGUCUUUCUUUCUCAAGUCUUCUUCAUUGAGUUCUGAAGCUAGUAUUUUAGAAACAAGGAGUCAUAGGAAUACGAACUUUGUUGUACCGAUUGGGUUCAGUUCUGGUCAUCCUGCUCCAUUGGGUUUAUCUUUUCUCCAGGACGGAUCUGUGAAUUUCGCAGUUGUGUCACGUUGUGCUAGGAGCGUAGUUUUGUGCUUGUAUGAUGACAUGAGAAAGGAGAAGCCUGAUAUAGAGCUUGAUUUAGAUCCUUAUGUAAAUCGAACUGGAAGUGUCUGGCAUGCAUCGAUAGAUGGUUCUUUGCCAUUUGUGGGUUAUGGUUACCGUUGCAGAGGGGAAAUUGGCGAGAAGGCAGAACACGUUCUGUUAGAUCCAUAUGCGAAGAUCAUUGAUGAUAGGAUUCUUCCCGAGGAAGGCCCUGUCAUAAUUCCAAGAUCUCUUGGGCAGUUAUGCGAGGAACCUGCAUUUGAUUGGAGCAGUGAUAUUCGACCUAACAUACCAAUGGAGAAACUAAUACUUUAUCAUUUGAAUGUAAGCAAUUUCACAAAGGACAAUUCCAGUAAGUUACCCACUCACCUUGCUGGAACUGUUCUUGGUAUUACAGAGAAAUUAGAGCAUUUCAAAGAUCUUGGCGUCAAUGCAAUCUUAUUAGAGCCUAUUUUUCCUUUCGACCAGCAGAAAGGACCAUAUUUUCCGCUGCAAUUUUUUUCACCCGGGCAGUUAUUUGGGUCUCCUGGCAAUCCUUCUGCAGUUAUAAAUGAUAUGAAAGAGAUGGUGAAGAAAGUCCAUGCCAAUGGAAUAGAGGUUUUUCUUCAGGUUGUUUUCACCCACACAGCUGAGGGUGCAUCUUUGUUCCAUAUUGAUAAAUCUUCCUACUAUUAUCCUGAAGGUGAUCAGGCCUUGAAAUUUCGACAUUCAUUGAAUUGCAAUUACCCUCUUGUCCAACAACUGAUUUGGGACAGUCUCCGCCAUUGGGUGGUAGAGUACCACAUUGAUGGUUUUUGUUUUGUUAAUGCUUCUUCCUUGACGAGAGGAUUCCACGGAGAGCUCCUGUCGCGCCCUCCUCUAGUUGAGGCGAUUGCUUUUGAUCCUUUACUUUCCAAUGUAAAGUUGAUUGCAGAUUUUUGGAAUCCUCUAGAAAAAACAUCCAAAGAAAUUAUAUUCCCUCAUUGGAAGAGAUGGGCAGAGAUGAAUUCAAAAUUCUGCAAUGAUGUGAGGGACUUUUUGAGGGGCAAUGGUUCCUUAAGUAGCCUCGCUACACGGCUCUGCGGAAGCGGUGAUGUGUUCUCUGCUGGACGUGGCCCUGCAUUUUCCUUCAACUAUAUUGCUAGAAACUUUGGACUUCCUCUUUUAGAUUUGGUCAGCUUUAGUAGACAUGAGCUAGCUUCCGAGUUAAGUUGGAACUGUGGAGAAGAAGGUCCAACAAACAACAGUGUUGUCCUUGAAUGCCGGCUGAAACAGAUUCGCAAUUUUCUCUUCAUAUUGUUCAUUUCGCUCGGAGUUCCAGUUCUAAACAUGGGGGACGAGUGUGGUCAGUCCACAGGGGGCUCCCCUGCAUACGACGCUCGAAAACCAUUUGAUUGGAAUGCCUUAAAAUCUGGCUUUAGUGUGCAGACUACGCAAUUCAUUUCAUUCUUGAGCAAGUUGAGGACUCGAAGAAGUGACCUUCUACAGAAAAGAAGUUUCCUCGACGAGGAGAGCAUUGAGUGGCAUGGGAGUGACCAAUCUCUUCCUAGAUGGAACGACCCAUCGAACAAAUUUCUGGCUAUGACUUUGAAGGUACGAGCCAAAGAAGUUGAUGAAUCAAGCUCUGCCCAUGAUAAACCUGGACACCUAUUUGCUGCCUUCAAUGGUGCUGACCAUUCAGAGAACGUCGUUCUUCCCCCACCACCUGCACACAUGGUUUGGUAUUGCCUGGUGGAUAGCGCCCUUCCUUUUCCGCGGUUUUUUAGCGAGGAGGGAACUCCCCUUGAGGAUGGAUCAGCUACAUAUGAGAUGAAGUCUCAUAGCUGCCUGCUCUUGGAAGCAAAAUGCCUGGUACAUAAAUAAUAAUGCUGUAGAUGAGUGAUGGAAAAAGAUUGCAGUAUCUGAGACCUAGUGAGAGCAGAAAGUAACGUUCAGCUUAAAUAAUAUGCUUUGCAGUUCGAUCAUAGAUUGUUCAAUAGUUCUAUUAGUUCUAUAGCACAGAGUAUUGGUCUUAUAUAUCUAUGGCCUAUAAUAUGGCAUAUACUUCUGGGGUUG